AAAUAUGAAAAUGAAAUUAAAAAAAAAAGACGCUGUAGAAAUAAGAAAAAGAAGAGAAAAAAGAAAAAAUGUUCUAAAAAGAAGAAUAUAAAGAGAGCAACUUCUAAAAUUACCACUAUUGACAUGGGAAAAGUUGAAAAUCCAAGUCCGCAGUCAAUUGGAGUUAUUGAUUUCUUAAAUGAUAUCGAAUGGAUUGGACAAAUAUCGAUUGGAACUCCGCCUCAAUCAUUUCUGAUAAACUUAGAUACAGGAUCGGCAGAUUUAUGGAUACCAUCAAUAGAUUGUAGUAAACAAUGUGCGAAUGAUAGAAAAUUUGUUCCAUCUAAAAGUAAAACAUUUAAAUCCGUUGGAACAAAAUUUGACAUCGCAUAUGGUGAUAAUACAAGAGCCAAAGGCUUUGUAAAUGAAGAUAUACUUCAAAUUGGGAAUAUGAUUAUAAAAAAUCAAAGAUUUGCUACUAUAAACGAACAAAGUGCAACUUUAGCCGCUGAUGUUAUUGACGGAAUACUUGGCCUAGGUUAUGAUGGUUUAUCAACAGUUCCGGGAAGUACAACACCAUUUACGAAUAUGGUAAACCAAAAAUUGAUACCAAAAAAAAUAUUUUCGGUACUAUUAAGACCAGCUCGUUUAGGUUCAUCCCUCUUUGGUGGCGAGUAUUUAUUUGGUGGAAUUGAUCCGUCAUUAUUUACAGGAGCAAUUACUUAUACGCCUGUGACCAAAAAACUAUUUUGGCAAAUUUCAAUUGAUUCAGUAGAAUUAAAUAAUAGUGUAUUAGCAAGCAAAAACGACGUUAUAGUUGAUACUGGAUCUACAUUAAUGGUGCUGGGUACUAAAGUCGUAAAGAGCAUUCAUGAUAAAUUAAAAGGAAAACUUGAUUCUAAAACAAAGACUUGGCAAGUUCCUUGUAAUUUAUCUAAAAGUAACAAAUUAUCCAUUAGAGUUAAUAAAGUUCCCUUCUUUGUUGAUACUGCAGACUUGAUAAGAGAACGUGUUAACCCCAAGUCAAAUGACUGGUGUUAUUCUGGAAUAGCCUCAACUGAUGAGAAUGUAUGGAUACUUGGUGGCGUCUUUCUAAAAAACGUUUAUGCCGUGUUUGAUCAAGAACAAAACCGUGUAGGAUUUGCAAUUCCAAGAUAUCCUAAUUUUUUUUUUGUGUAAUAAUAUGAUAGCAGUUUUUAAUUCCAUAAUAAUUUUUAAUAUUUUGUACAACCAUCCACAGUUCAG
Messenger RNA from Rhizophagus irregularis DAOM 181602=DAOM 197198, 1224 nucleotides. RefSeq lists its product as uncharacterized. NCBI's taxonomy places the organism in Eukaryota, Fungi, Glomeromycota, Glomeromycetes, Glomerales, Glomeraceae. Gene Ontology annotation, biological process: proteolysis. The record is from RefSeq and is a predicted model, not a curated record. Gene Ontology annotation, molecular function: aspartic-type endopeptidase activity.